Messenger RNA from Acyrthosiphon pisum (pea aphid), 1073 nucleotides. RefSeq names its product NHP2-like protein 1 hoip (gene hoip). Gene Ontology annotation, biological process: ribosome biogenesis. The transcript is spliced from 4 exons. Gene Ontology annotation, cellular component: ribonucleoprotein complex; nucleolus. The record is from RefSeq and is a predicted model, not a curated record. Bases 512 to 910 code for a protein of 132 amino acids. Lineage: Eukaryota; Metazoa; Arthropoda; Insecta; Hemiptera; Aphididae. Gene Ontology annotation, molecular function: RNA binding.
CUAACCUAUUAUGCGUUAACAUUACUCGUUAGCGCGAUAUUCGUAAUCGUAAACACAAAAAGUAAAUUUUCCGUUGCCGACGCCGACGCUGUGUUGAAUAAUAUUUCGUACAAGGUCCAAAGGAAUUAUUCUAAGUAAGUACUCACGUCGACAAUAAUCACCCGCGUUUCGUGUUCGACAUCGAAAUUGACUUCGAUCGGCCACCGAAAUUCGGAUUUACACGUGCAGGAUCGUGGGAGCGAAACGCACGUGUCGAUGAGCAAACGAUAUUUUGCCGGUUUACCUGCUCGUCGUGAUGUCUGUCGUAUGGACAGCCAUCCGGACACGAGCGGUCCAAAUUGCGUUGACCUGGGCGCUGGUCUCUCACCGAUCACACGACACGUGCUGGAUAAGACGGGCGUGUCGUGCCGGUGGUCGUUGUUGUGUUUGAUAUCGACGACCGUCGGUUCAUUACCAUUGCUGCCGACUUGACGUUUCUUCUAGUGACAUUUGGCACGAAUUUCGUCAAAAAAUGGACGACCAGAGCAUCACGUUAGAUGUUAACCCUAAAGCAUAUCCUUUGGCUGACCAACAGAUGACCACAAAAAUUUUGAACUUGGUUCAACAAGCAAUGAACUAUAAGCAAUUACGUAAAGGAGCAAAUGAAGCCACUAAAACAUUAAACAGAGGUAUUUCUGAAUUCAUUGUCUGUGCUGCAGAUGCAGAACCUUUAGAAAUUUUAUUACACUUGCCAUUGUUAUGUGAAGACAAAAAUGUGCCCUAUGUUUUUAUUAGAUCAAAACAAGCAUUAGGUCGAGCAUGCGGUGUUUCAAGGCCAGUUAUAGCGUGUUCUAUUACCACUGAUGAAGGUUCACAAUUACGGCCACAAAUACAACAAGUUCAGACUGAAAUUGAAAGACUAUUGGUUUAAUUUUGUACACGUUUUUACAUUUAUAAUACUGAAUUGGAAAUAAUAAUAAUAAUAAUAAUAAUACUACAUCAUUCAAACGUUUAAAGUAUGUUAUUAUUUUGUAAUAAUUACAUUUAUUAAUAUGAUAUAUUAACUAAAUACAUUUCCUUCUAGUAGUUUUCAA